AUGCUGCGCCGCUACGCUGGUCUGCGUCGCUUCAGUUCCAUUGCUACGGACCUUCCGCUGGCGCCGAUUGGCACAAAUCCUCGCGGAGACGCCGACCGUAUUCCGGAGGAUGUGGUGCGUGCACUAGACAAGUUUAUUGUGGGUCAGGAAGAGGCCAAGAAGGCAGUGGCCGUGGCUCUGCGCAGUCGUUGGCGCCGUCGACAACUGCAGAAUGACGCGCUGCGAGCCGAGAUCUCGCCUAUGAACAUCCUCAUGAGCGGUCCCACAGGAUCCGGCAAGACUGAGAUCGCUCGGCGUCUGGCUAAGAUCUCCGGCUCGCCAUUCCUCAAGGUGGAGGCCACCAAGUUUACCGAAGUGGGCAUUUACGGCGCCAACGCUGACUCCAUGAUCAAGGAUAUCGUAGACGUGGCUGUCAACAUGGAAAGAGCUGAAGCACAGAAGCUCCACGCUACUGCAUCUCGUGAACGCGCCAUCGACCGGCUCGUCGAUCUGCUGGACCACAAGAAGCUCAGCGACAUUUCAAGGGCCGACCUUCGCGAAGAUAUUGCUACGGGUAAAGCAGACAAUCGAAAGGUGCGUGUUCAGCUCAAACCACUGUCAAAUAAGACACGCCCCUCCUCUGCAAACCCAGAGAUGAUGAUGGAAAUGCCUCCUGAGCUAGAGAAAAUGAUGGCACAUCUCGAUACCCUCAUGACGUCGCGUUUUUCCGGCGGUGGUAGCAAGAGUGAGGACAAUACGACAAGUAUGACGGUAAAGGAGGCACUGCCUCGCCUCGAAGCAGAGGAGGCAGACGAGAUUAUUGACGACGACGAAGUGGUCAAGAGGGCGUUAGAGAACGUGCAGCAUAACGGCAUCGUGUUCCUGGAUGAGAUCGACAAGCUGGCUAGCGCUGGCGAUCAGGCUCGCUCUGGGGGAAAUGGGGCAAGCUACCGCAAGGGUGAAGGCGUCCAGAAGGAGCUGCUGGCUUUAACUGAGGGCUGCGCUGUGAACACUCGCUACGGACUCGUUUACACAGACCACAUUCUGUUUAUCGCUAGCGGUGCCUUUCAUCGCUCCAAGCCUUCGGACUUGAUGCCGGAGCUGCAAGGUCGUUUGCCGAUUCGUGUGGCCCUCUCACCCCUUGGCGCUGCUGAGUUCGAGAAGAUUUUGAAGGACACGGAGCAUAAUUUGCUGGAGCAGACGAGCGCACUGAUGGAGACGGAGGGCGUGAAGCUCACUUUCACGGACGACGCUAUCAGUGAGAUCGCGUCUAUUGCAGAACAGGUAAACGCACAGACGGAUAACAUUGGUGCGCGUCGCCUGGCAACUAUCAUCAGCAAGAUCACAGAGGAGGUGUCGUUCCACGCACCUAAGAUGAACGGUAUGACCUUCGAGGUCGACAGGAAGUACGUACAGCAGCGUCUGUCCAAUGUGCUGGAGCGCACGGAUCUGUCCAAGUUUAUUCUGUAG
Phytophthora infestans T30-4 is the source of this 1449-nucleotide messenger RNA. Its product is annotated as ATP-dependent hsl protease ATP-binding subunit hslU, putative. The transcript has a single exon. The record is from RefSeq and is a predicted model, not a curated record. Gene Ontology annotation, molecular function: ATP binding; peptidase activity; ATP hydrolysis activity. Bases 1 to 1449 code for a protein of 482 amino acids. Lineage: Eukaryota; Oomycota; Peronosporomycetes; Peronosporales; Peronosporaceae. Gene Ontology annotation, cellular component: HslUV protease complex.